AUGCUCACCCCAGUCUUCUGGAUCACUCAAGACGACGAUAGUCUUCUCAUCAGAAUCCGUGCUCCACACGGAAAUUUGGCCGAAUUGGAUUACGAUCACGGCGAGUACAUGUUCGUUUUCACAUGUCCGCCCUAUUUUUUGAGGGUACACUUCAAACAAAUGGUCGAGGAGUACGGUAGUGGGAAUGGGAAGGUCGAGUGGAAUUCUGAUGAAGGAGAAUUCCACAUCCGCGUGCCAAAAAUCCACAAAUCCGAACAUUUCACCAAUUUGGAUAUGAUCACGGAGCUCCUGAAUCCCACCACCGCCACCCAACCACACGGAAGAGCUCUCGUUGAGGAAAUAGAAGAGAAUUCAGAAGAAGAAGACGUCGAGGAUUCAGAAGGCAACGAAUUUCUCAUCGAUCAGGAGAUUCCGAGUGUUGAAACGCCGAAAAGUGAUACAGAAAUCAAGAAAUUCGGUUAUGGAUUCGGAUGGACGAAGAUUGGAAUCAUCGAGAGAUUACGAGGAGAAAUUGGGAAUCUAGUGGAUAUUCAGAAUCCAGAAGACGUCGAAAUUCAGAUGAGAUUGGACGAAAUGACGAAGACGGAUUGGGAGGCAUUUGAUGAGGGCAGAUAUUUAGCGGACACCCUGGAACCAGAAGAGGAGCUUCUCUCCCUAGUCUCCGCCCCUUUUUCGAUGUCCCAAUUUCUGGAAAUAACAGAAGAGGAUCGAAUGAAAUUAAAGGAUCUCCGAAAGACGAAAAUAUCAAAAAUAUGGGCGACGAAUGAGGAAAUUGGGAUAUCAUUAUUGGAUAUUCUCUAUGGAUAUCUAUACGAUCAACGAGUUAAUCAAUGGGAAUCAAAUUGUGAAUCCGGAUGGACUGUCGCCAAAUUAUCAUCCAGUUUAAGCUAUUUUGUGAAAUUUGGAAGUGUUAAAGAGUGUGUAAUCUCUUCGAUCCGCCGUUCCCUCUGCUAUCCACUCUACCGUAAUCUCCGUCUCUCCUUCCGUAUUCUUGAAGAUCUCCUUCAAAUUCUAAGCUCCGCCCACCCGACUACAGUAAUCCUUCAUAUUCUGUGUGAUAUCCAUCGAAUUUUCAUCGAUUCUGGAGAUUUUCGAUAUAUUCUCAAUGAUUUAUUCAUUACGGAUUACAUCUUCUGGAUUCAGACGGAAGAUUCUGAAGACGUCGUCAGAGGGAUUCAGAAGGAAUUAGAAGACGUCGUUGCGGGGAUUCAGAAGGCCGACGUCGGAUGGGAUUUGGAGAUUUUGGAGACUGAGGCGAAGAUGCAGGCGACAAUGUUGGAUAGCGAUGAUGAUGAAAUGCCCCAGAAUAAUUGA
Messenger RNA from Caenorhabditis remanei, 1314 nucleotides. RefSeq lists its product as uncharacterized. Gene Ontology annotation, cellular component: nucleoplasm; cytoplasm. Gene Ontology annotation, biological process: box H/ACA snoRNP assembly. The record is from RefSeq and is a predicted model, not a curated record. Bases 1 to 1314 code for a protein of 437 amino acids. Lineage: Eukaryota; Metazoa; Nematoda; Chromadorea; Rhabditida; Rhabditidae. The transcript is spliced from 5 exons.